Messenger RNA from Clonostachys rhizophaga, 2127 nucleotides. NCBI's taxonomy places the organism in Eukaryota, Fungi, Ascomycota, Sordariomycetes, Hypocreales, Bionectriaceae. The record is from the annotation of a GenBank genome assembly.
AUGGCUACUCCAAGCGUUCCAGAACAGCCGCUACUUGUGAGAUUACGAUCAAUCUGUGACCUUACUAGAAGUCUAAUAACCAGAAUUUCGACCUUCAUACUCGGCUCCGAUACGGCCCGUGAUCAGGUCCAACAAGUUCUCCGGCAAAUGAUCAACGAUAACGACACGGACAGUGCGAGAAAGUACUUGAAAUAUUUACUUUCUGAGUACAGUCAAUUUAAGGACCGUCAACUCCUAGAAACACAAAGCGUCGGCGCUGAACUGUCUUCUCUUAACAGACUGGCAGCCCAUUGGAUUUUGACUCCAAAAGGGCCGCAAACAGCACCUACAGGAGAUGAACAUAUGCAAAUGUUCUCUGGCUGGGCAGCUGAGCUUAUCAAUAGCCUCGUGAAGACAACCCCUAAAACUUUACAGCUCCUCGUCCUGUCUGAGCAGCCGGAUCCUAGAGAUCUGGGAUCGCUGAUUUCAUUCUACCUCAAAACCAAGGCGAGCCUACUGGGGCGUCUGAAUGAGAUCCAUCUGCAGCCAAUGUGGAUAAUUCAGUGCUUGAUUUCUCAUUGCUGGAAAACAAAAAUACCAGAGUUUUCAGUCCGCAUAGCUGAUUUUGAUGUCCAUUCUUUUGCCCACCCACCACCUCUCAAGCCUUACUCACUUCGACCAACAGGCAAUGCAGCUAGUCGGCUUCAGGACAAGAUAUACUGGGGAGUGAAUCCUGAGAGUGCAGGUAAUAUGGACCGGACCUGUGCCGAGAACAAGGUCUUCCUCUAUUGGCAACGCGAUGUGACUCCUUACACGUCUGAUAUCACCGUGUAUGUCUGGGAGCCACAAAAAUCUCUUCCGGUCCCAGAAUUUGCGAAAGUCGAGUAUUUUCCUGCCACAUCGGAUGACAGGCAGCCACGGCUUUUGAUUCGAUUCCGUUCAUGUCAUUCAACAGUCCUUUUCUCUAAUUUGCGAGAUAAGAAUUAUGAAGCUUGUCAGGACGAAGACUGGGAGAGGGAGGUACUAAUUAGUACCCUCUGCGUUUUCUCGACAACAAAGGAAGACACGACCCGCUUCGUAUUCGCAUGCCAUAAACAGCUACAUCGAGUUCACAUGAUGAUCCGGCAAAGCCCAUCCUCAAGCAAUAUGAGCUACCUGGAUCAUCUUGAAGAUUGCAUAAAUGCAAGCCACUGCGGAAUAGUCCAUACUCAAGAAGUGCUCCAAGCACUGUCUGAGUGGAGCCAGACAGUUCAAAGACAACCCUCAAUCAAUGCGAGGGAUGAAUCAAAAGUCUUGACGCUAAUGGCGGCCUUGAAGAAUGACUUUGAAUACUUCAAAACGCAGCUAGAGCAAAUCAAGGAACGGGUCAAGGAAGACAAAGAGCUCCUACGCUGUCGCUCGCAGUCGGUGCAGGAACUGCGGCUUUUUAGGCUGACAAUCUUGGCGGGGAUUUUCCUUCCUCUGUCUUUCACUACAAGUAUAUUUGGCAUGAACAUACAAAGUGAUAUAUUGGAAGGUUUGCCUGGAUUAUCGGAUUGGACCAAGUCCUCGCUCCAAGCAGUGUCACCAGAAUCGCGAACUACAAAAGAGAUCCUAGCCUCGGUUACGAUAACCUCCCAGCCUCUCAGUUUCACAUGGAAGACAUUUGGAAUCACUGCAGCUUGUUUACUACUUACGCUUCCAUUGUCACUAACGAUGGGCGCAAUCCUACGUGGCCUGGUAGGAGGUGUCACCGUCUCGGCUGAGUAUUGGCGUGCCUUGAUUUUGAUGAUUGCACCCUUUUUUAUCUUCCUUACAUUUCGCAGCUUGGGUACUUUCCAACACUAUUUUCGUCCUCCUCUAGGUGGGGAUGUUCAUCCGAGCUUGCAAGAAGCAAAAGCGUCGGAAAUCUGGGCUGCUCUCAUCAUCGUGAGCGCAAUGAGUUAUGCAGUAAGUCCUCCAAUCGGCGGCAUUGGCAUAAUGUAUAUCCCAUGGGCUUUGAUCCUACUCGCCUUGUUGGUUUUUGGUUUAUCGGCCAUUCUACGGCAGCGACGAUUGAUGGGUAGACAGCCAAUAUCGGAGGAGUUGGAGGGUGGAGUAGAGCGGAUUAGAGUUGAGAUACGAUUUGGAAUGCGCCGAAAAGACAUGUGCAAAGAGAGAAAAGUCUGA